Physella acuta is the source of this 1917-nucleotide messenger RNA. RefSeq lists its product as uncharacterized. NCBI's taxonomy places the organism in Eukaryota, Metazoa, Mollusca, Gastropoda, Physidae. The record is from RefSeq and is a predicted model, not a curated record.
CUUUGCAAUAUAUGGCUGCUAGCCUUCAUUGUACGAGAAGUGAAAAAAUAAUGGAAAACGAUGUGAGACAUACCUUCAGUAGGAUUUAAUCAACAGCGAUAUCUGAAAGAAAGUUGUUCCUUAUUUCUGUAAUACUAAACUAAUGACCGGCCACAAAAAUUAAAGAGCCAUUACGUCAUUAAAACAUGGAGCUGUUGGUCGUCUGGUUGGUGUCUGCUGCUGUUGGUGUCAUGCAGACGGCGGCGAGUCGGUACAGGUCAUGUCAAGAUGGCUGCUGUGUCCACGAGUACUGCGCCUACCACACAAUUUGCUACCCGAAAAUCCACUGUCGAUUCGGCUGUCCAGACGGCCACUGCGUGGGACAAAACAACACUUCCGGUGUCCAGAAAUCGCCGUUGGUGUUGUUUUCCAGACCAGGCCUUCAGACAGCAGGUGACCAGCGUCUAGACAGCAGCCCCAGGCUGUCUGAUAUCAUAACAGAACGCUACACCUACAACGAUCGCGUCAGAGCCAUGCGCGCUGACGACCCGGAAACAAAACAUUCGAGCUCUCCAACAGGGGAGGUAAAAGAGGACGCACCGGAAGGGAUUUGCAUGCCCCUGACGCCGUGUAAACCAAACGACUACUGCGGAAUGGCCCACAGCUGUACCUACAACUACAACCUUGGCUACAACACGUGUCAGUAUAACCUUGACAUUGGAUCAACGCUCUGUGUCGACAGUAAAGGUAAACCCAACCGGAAGCCCAUGAACUGAACCUAACUACUUAAACUCCACCAAAUUGUGCCCUUGUGUCCGUGCUAGAAAUUUUAAAAUCUUAUAAAACAACAUCUGAUAGCUUUACUUGAAUGUCGUGCGACUUUACAAGCCUAUCAUAGACAAGAUAUGAAACUAUUUUCAACACAAAAUAAAACAAGAACAACGCAAGAAAGAAAAACAACAAGCUUCAUGAAUGGAGCACUUUACUGCCUUUACAUCAAAAAACGUUGCGUGAUGACAAUGACACAACAGUUGCAGCUAAAGCUACGCUACUAGCUGUGUUGUUGUUUCGAUUAAAACACACACAGGCAAUGAACCGUGUGUGGUAGAAAGUGUGGGGGAAAAACAUGGAAUUCUGGUCUCUGUAGACCACAUGAGACAUGUCUUCGUGACCUGAGAUGAUUUAUUUUCUUGGACCACAAUUGUUUGGAUACGUUGAAUGUAUAGACAUUUUCUAUAUAGACAUUUAUAUAUCAUAUAAAUCAAACAUUUGACACUUGAUUCUUAUUGAUUUUAUAUUGAUACGAUUUCUAUGGCUAUUGAACAGUUAGCGAAUGGUCGAUCCAUUCAACGUGUCAUUAUUUGUGCUGCGUAAAUAUCGUCGGAAGAAGGGGAGGCCUGAAAUAAAAAUUUCUCUUUUUCUUUCAAAAGCUGACCAAAUUAAAACGUGGUCGGUAUUUAAUUUGUAUCACAUUUCUACACAAUAGUUAUCUUGACUGGGUUAUAUCAAGCAACUUUAACAAUCAUGAGAAAAAGUUACAGAUGUUAACCCUGCACUUCCACGAUCACGUGACCCACUAGCCACGUGACCUCACAAGCCACGUGACCUCACUAGCCACGUGACCUCGCUAGUCACGUGACCUCACUAGCCACACGACCUCUCUAAUUACGUGACCUCACAAGCUACAUGACCUAGCCAGCAUGUUGUGAAAUUCAAGCCUUUGGACCAAAACAAAAUGGCGAUGUAUUUUAGCCAGCAACAACCCGGAUUGACAGGGUGAGGUCAAAGGUCAAGUAAAAAUGAGAUCAGCCUCCUGUCUAUGUCACGUGUCUGCGUGAAACAGCCGGAAAUGACGCCGCAACGAAGCCCGUUAUUAUCAUUGGAUACAAAUCUUGUAGAUAAAAGCAACUAGAUGGGAGGGGAGUGAUUGCUUUUAGG